This is a messenger RNA of Osmerus eperlanus (European smelt), 2933 nucleotides long. It is a transcript of the gene gpr4, whose product is annotated as G protein-coupled receptor 4. The transcript has 3 exons. Gene Ontology annotation, cellular component: membrane. The record is from RefSeq and is a predicted model, not a curated record. Gene Ontology annotation, molecular function: G protein-coupled receptor activity. The coding region runs from base 699 to 1814 and encodes 371 amino acids. Gene Ontology annotation, biological process: G protein-coupled receptor signaling pathway. NCBI's taxonomy places the organism in Eukaryota, Metazoa, Chordata, Actinopteri, Osmeriformes, Osmeridae.
AGAUGGGCGAUAUAUUUCGGAAACUUGACAUUGAAGGAACUUGAAUGUAAAUGUGCGGUGUUGCUGGGAUCUGAGCUAACAGAUUGUGUGCGAACCAGGGCUUUGCUGUGACUAUCUUGGAGGAGGUGUGCGUGUUGCUGGACCCUUCAAGAGCUCUUUGACACCACAGAGCAGCCUGUGCUCUCAGUCCUCACACACACACACACACACACGCUCACACAUACGCUCACAGACGCACACACAGAGAGAGCCCUGGCCACAAAGAGCCCUGGCCCCAGAGAGCGGACGAUAAUCUCUCAAAGAUUGAUGAGGCCCUGCUUCUAGGGUGGAGGUCUGGCCCUCUGUCGAUAAGACAGCUUUCAUUUCACCUCCUCUCCUCCCCUGUUCCCUGGUCCAGAGAGGUGGGGCAACGCCAGCGUGUAAUGGGAGAGGGGCGUCCGACACCAGAGGCCCACUAGGGGUGAAAACAUCAGUGUUUUGGAAGAGACGAGCCCUAAUAUCCUCUGAGCCUCACGGGGAGACACUGGCCAUGUCCUCUUCCUCCUAUCGUCCCCUUGGCUCCCCAGGGAUGCUCCCUGGGACUCCUGCCUAGGCCGCGAGCCAACACAACCAUGUACCUCAGAGAGAGCUGCUGUCGCUGGAACAAGCCCCGCCCCAGGUGCGACACCGUGAGCUGAGAGGAGAGACGGAACGGCACCAUGUGCAACAUUACCUUCUGCAAUGUGGACUCCAAGAUCGACCAGUACUUCCAGCCCACGCUCUACAUCAUCGUCAUCGUCCUCGGACUGCCCGCCAACUGCAUGGCGUUGUGGGCCGCCUAUCUGCAGGUGAGGCAGAGGAACGAGCUGGGAAUCUACCUGAUCAACCUCUCCAUCGCCGACCUCCUCUACAUCUUCACCCUGCCCCUGUGGAUCGACUACUUCCUGCAGCACGACGACUGGAUCCAUGGGCAGGAGUCCUGCAAGCUGUUCGGCUUCAUCUUCUACACCAACAUCUACGUCAGCAUCGCCUUCCUGUGCUGCAUCUCCCUGGACCGCUACCUGGCCGUGGCUCACCCGCUCCGCUUCACCAAAGUCCGCCGGGUCAAGACCGCCCUGCUGGUCAGCGCCGUGGUCUGGGUCAUCGAGGUGGUGGCCAACUCCGCCCCGCUCUUCCACGACGAGCUGUUCCAGGACCGCUUCAACCACACCUUCUGCUUCGAGAAGUACCCCAUGCAAGACUGGGUGGCGGGCAUGAACCUCUACCGUACCUUCCUGGGGUUCCUGGCGCCGUGGGCGGCCAUGCUGGCGGCGUACCGCGGGAUCCUGCGCGCGGUGAGGGGGAACGUGUCGACGGAGCGCCAGGAGAAGGCCAAGAUCAAGCGUCUGGCCCUCAGCCUGCUCCUCAUCGUGCUGCUGUGUUUCGGGCCCUACCACUUCCUGCUCCUGUGGCGGAGCAUCCUGUUCCUCAGGAAGCCGUGCGACUGCGGCGCCGAGGAGGACCUGUUCGCCGCGUACCACGUGGCGCUGGCGCUGACCAGCCUCAACUGCGUGGCCGACCCCAUCCUGUACUGCUUCGUCAACGAGGGGGCGAGGAACGACGUGGGCCGCGCGCUCUCCUCGCUGCUCUCGUGCCUCCACCGCGGCGGGGGCGCGCCGCCCGCCGACGCUCUCAACGCCGGCUCGGUCACCUUGGAAACGCCGCUGGCGGCCAAGAAGCAGACGGCGGUGUACGGUGUGGCGGGCGGGGAGGGGAAGCCGAGCAAGUAUAAGACUGAGCUGGUCGCCCUGAGAGGGGAGUGUCUACAGAUGACUAUACUCAGUGUUAAGAAAUGACCGGAGUGUCCUGCAGGAACGUUCUAGAACAGCACACACACAGUCUGGAGUUUGUGAUGCGCACGCACAGAUCAUGUUACCAUUGACUCAUGUGGGCCUGCUAGACAUAUGGCUCCAGCCCGCAGGACUGUAGACAUAGAAACUGGGGUUUGUUUUGUUUCUUAUGACCAGGGACCAGGAACUGUACUGAUUUGUAAAAAAAAAAAAAAAAAGGAAGUUGUUUUCUUUCUUUUCUUUUUGUUGUCUUUUUUAUUUGAUUUUUUUGUGAAAUGGGAAAAUUAUUGGGAUAUGGUUUUGAGUUGUUGUUGUUUUGGGGCAAAUUGUUGCUUGUACUGUACCUCAUAGUGUAUGAAGAACUGUGAUUGUUAACCCAUGUGUAGGUGAAGAGGAGGAGAGGAUCUGAGGAAUGUGAUCCAAGCAGGACGCAUGUGGACAGGAAGCCUGCUGCCCCGGGGUCACCCCACCCCACAGUGACAGGAGCUGUGAGCGGGUUAGGGCUGGAGCCAGGCCUUUAUAGAGUACGGACCUCGAAUUCAACUCUACGGGACCCAGUUUAAACCUGGUCUAGGAGUAAACUAGUCUGAGGUUGUGUGUUGGUCUGAGAUUAGGUUUAAUCUAUGUCUGGGAAACCACAUGUUUACAUCUCUCCUCCCACCAACUCUAGAUGCCUUGUAACUACCCUGUCUCUCUGUUUCUCUGUAUGUCUGACUGUCUAUCUGACUGUUCCUCUGUAUCUCCGACUGUCUAUCUGACUGUUCCUCUGUAUCUCCGACUGUCUAUCUGACUGUUUCUCUGUGUCUGACUGUCUAUCUGACUGUUCCUCUGUAUGUCUGACUGUCUAUCUGACUGUUUCUCUGUAUGUCUGACUGUCUAUCUGACUGUUUCUCUGUAUGUCUGACUGUCUAUCUGACUGUUCCUCUGUAUGUCUGACUGUCUAUCUGACUGUUUAUCUGUGUGUUUGACUGUCUGUCUGACUGUUCCUCUGUAUGUCCGACUGUCUGUCUGACUGUUUCUUUGUAUGCCCGUCUGUUUGUUUGUUCUCUGAGGAGAGAGAGGCUCAAGGCUACUCUUGGCCUUCUGUUCAACAAUAUCACUGGGAAAUAAACAAUGUGUGUCCUA